AGUUAGGGCUUUCGCUUAGUUCAAAGCGAAUGCAGCGGGGGACGCGCGGUGUGGCGGCAGUACAAUGCAGUACAACAGCGCGUCUCGAAUCCGUGCAGCGCGUCAUAAAUCUGAUGAGCAAGAGGGUACCCUAAUCGUAUCUCCCUCGGCGAUUACCAAAUUGCUAGUCCCCACUUUAUGCCCUUCUCUACUUAGCUGCCUGGGCUGAGAGGGAGGCCUGGCGUUGGGCUCGAACAAAAUUUCUUCUCUUUUUCGCUAAUGAUGGUUACGAAUUUUGGGCUCAGUUUCUUAGGCAGUAGAGCGGCAGCGCAGCGGCACAGCACAGAGCGCCAGCAGCGAGAGGCGUUAUCUGGAGCAGCGCAAGUGUUCCUCUUUCCCCUCACGCUUUCUUCUUUUCGAUUCGCUUCUCGCUUGGCUCGCAAGUCUUUUCUCCAGAUCGUCGAUCGUCUUUUCCUCCUCUUGAGUAGAGCCGAGCAUUGAGAAUGUGAGACGCGAGCGAGAGAUUUAGAGGAUUUGCGAGUGUGUGUGUGUGUGUGGGUGUGAGUGUGACGAGGGAGAGAAAGGAUGAUGGCCGCUGCGCAGCGGCUCCAGCUGAUGGAAGGAGGAGGCGGAGGAGGCGGAGGAGGCGGCACCGGCGGAGGAGGAACGCAGGUAUCGCAUACGAUCUCUCAUCACCACAUUCUUCUCGACGGUGGAAGCGGGUACCACGUCGCGCUUGAUCAUGCCGGGCUCGUCGUGUCAGGGGCCACUAGCUUCCGAUUCGAUCCCCAGCAAAUCAUCGGGAGCUCCACCACCAGCAAUGACGACGAGCAUCACCACCACCACCACCACCACCAGCACGAGCUCCUGAUCCAAUCCAGCUCGAAUGCCAAGAACAAGAUCACCGCUGGUGGCGGCGAUGGCGAUAGUGGUGGUGGUACUGUCUUCGCCCAUCAUCACUACCACCAUCACCAAGCUCUCCUGGAGGAGCGGCUAUGGAGCCAGCUCCCGGAGAAGCUCGUGGACAGGGUCCUGGCGAUGCUCCCACUGCCCAGCUUCUUCCGGCUCCGCGUGGUUUGCAAGCGCUGGUACUCGCUCCUCUUUUCCGACAGCUUUCUUGAAUUGAGCUCGCGCGUUGCCCCCUCGAGGCACUGCUUCCUCCUCUUCAGGCCCGGGGUGUGGUCGCAGGGCUUCCUCUUCGAUCCCGGAGAGCGAUCCUGGCAUUUGCUGCCGCUGGGCUUCCUCCCAUCGCAGAUCGCCGUGGUCUCGUCCUCGCAGGGCCUCCUCUGUUGUAUGUCCGAGAUGGCCGGCUACAAGACGGUCGUGAUGUGCAAUCCUCUCACGCGCGCUUGCAUCCAGCUCCCGCUCACGCUCAAGGAGCGAUUCGUCCCCACCGUGGGCCUCGUCGUGGAUCGCCACACUCGCGGCUACAAGCUCCUCGUCGCCGGCGACGAUCUCAUCUCGCCAUUCGCGGUGAAGAACCUGAGCAGCGAGGUGUUCGACUCGAGCAUCCAGUGCUGGAGGAUGGCGGGAGCGCUCCCCCGGCUGUGCAACCUCGAGUCCGCCAAGACCACCUUCGCGAACGGCUGCUUCUACUGCAUGAACUACAGCCCGUUUGGAGUGCUGGCCUACGACGUGGAGUCCGGGACGUGGAACAAGAUCCAGGCGCCAAUGCGGCGCUUCCUGCGCACGCCCAAUCUCGUCGAGUGCCGCGGGCGAUUGGUGAUGGUGGCGGCGGUGGAGAAGAACAGGCUCAACGUCCCCAAGAGCAUCCGGAUCUGGGGGCUGCAGCACCCCAAGAGCGUGUGGAUCGAGCUGGAGAGGAUGCCGCAGGCGCUGUACGAGGAGUUCAUGCGGAUCUCCUGCGAGCGGGCCUUCUACUGCAUCGGCCAUGGCAACUACAUCCUCCUCACCAUCCAGGAGUGCUCCGAGGUGCUCAUGUAUGACUUCUACGAGAAGCUCUGGCGAUGGCUGCCGCGCUGCCCGUUCCUGGGCGAGAUCGAGCACCCGGCGCAGGGAUUCAUGCAGGGAUUCGCCUUCAGCCCCCGCCUGGAUGCCUUCGUCUACCCCAACAUGAUCUGCUGCUAAGCUCGCGCUCGAGCUCGAGCUCGAUCGAUCAAAGUUCUUCCUUUUGGAAGAAGUUUGGAAGCUCCAGCCGAGGGAAAGGACGAUGGAGAAUCUUGCGAAGGAGAAGAAGAUGGGGGGUUUUCAACGGUUUGGUCUGCGUAUCUAUCGUAUGGUCUAAGUCUUAAGUCUUGCUGCUCUACUGGUGAGGUCAGCCAAAGGAAGAGGAUCGGACUUUUUAUUCUGCCGCUGGGAAGUUCGAUUUGCACCAAGGUCCGUGUUGAGAGAGCGCUGGCCUCCCAGGUAAUAUAUGUGUGCUUGCUGCUGUUUGUUUCUUUCUUUUGCGUGUAUGAGGGUGUGUGUGUGUCUGAGAGAGAGAGAUCUUCCUAUUAUCUUUUGUGGUUCUUGCUAUUAUCUAUUGUGUUUGGAUCAUGUUUGAUCAAUCAAUCUAUUUACAUGUUGGUUUCUUAUUGCU
Selaginella moellendorffii is the source of this 2518-nucleotide messenger RNA. RefSeq names its product protein UNUSUAL FLORAL ORGANS. The transcript has a single exon. Lineage: Eukaryota; Viridiplantae; Streptophyta; Lycopodiopsida; Selaginellales; Selaginellaceae. The coding region runs from base 565 to 2067 and encodes 500 amino acids. The record is from RefSeq and is a predicted model, not a curated record. Gene Ontology annotation, molecular function: protein binding.